This is a messenger RNA of Anolis carolinensis (green anole), 1542 nucleotides long. Its product is annotated as ADP-ribosylation factor GTPase-activating protein 2-like. The record is from RefSeq and is a predicted model, not a curated record. Lineage: Eukaryota; Metazoa; Chordata; Lepidosauria; Squamata; Anolidae. The transcript has a single exon. The coding region runs from base 444 to 1187 and encodes 247 amino acids.
UCCCUCAUGAAUGUUUAAUCGGCAAUGACCUAGCUAGACAAGUUAAGAACUGGAAAAAGUUGUAUGAGGAGAAGGAAGAUUACAACAGAAGCCCUAUUCAGGAAGCAGUGUGCUUACCUAUUCAACCGGAAUCUGAACAGGGUCCAGAAUCCAGUUCCACCAUUACCGAAAUUGUUAGUAAAACAGGGGGAGUUCAAGAAAUUAAACAAGCUCAGGAGGAAGAUGAAUCCCUGAAGCCUUUGUUUAAGCAAGCUGAAAGUUUACCAGAAUCAGCAGGAGAACUACCCAAUAAAUUUGUCACAAAAGAUGGUGUGUUUUACAGAGAAAGCAAAAGUGUGGAAUCAGAAGAAAGGUCAGAAAUACAUAGUCAGAGUUUCACUGAAAUUGAAAGGCAAGCGCAGGUGGCUGAGAAACUGAAGGAGCAACAGGCAGAGCGGUUGGGCAUGGGCUUGGUGUCCAGGAGCUCUAUUUCUCACUCUGUCCUCUCUGAGAUGCAAGUGAUAGAACAAGAAACGCCAGUGACUACAAAGUCCACACGGUCCCAGCUAGAUCUCUUUGAAGACAUCGGAAGCUUCACAUCUGGACCACCAAAGUACAAAGAUAAUCCUUUUUCAUUAGGCGAUGCCUUCAGCUCACAGUGGGAGACAGACAACUCCUCGUGGGAAAUGGACAAAGGGGAAGAGGAGGCAGACAUUGCCAUCUCCAGCAUCCGGCCUAUUGGUGACAGACCCAUUAACAGAAGAGAGACAGAGAGCAAGAUAUCAGUAGUGGAGUCCAAUGAAGCUCAGCAGAAGUUUGCAGGGGCCAAAGUCAUCUCAUCUGAUAUGUUCUUUGGACGGGAAGCUGAUACAGUUCCAGUGGCUGAAUAUUUGACCGAUCUUCAGUCAACCAUGAGAGUGGCAAGAGACAUAGCACAAGAACAUCUAGCUGUAGCCCAGCAGAGACAGAAGAGCUACUAUGACGUGUCAGCCAAACCAAGAAGCAAGCGGAGGUUAUUUUUCGAUGGAGAGAGUGGUAAAGACCCUGACGUGAUGGGGAUUGGUAGUUUUAACCAUCAACAGUUUACUUUCAAGAUUCUACAAAAAUGCUUGGACUAUGUUUCGCAGGACUUCUUAAAUGACUCUUGGAAGUUUCGCAAAAAAACAUUUUGGGACAGAGAGAGUUCAUUGUGUUGCUGGGAAGGAUGAGUGUAAUUAUCCCCAACAACAUGUUAACCUCUGGAAUGCUCCGCAGAGUGAAACAUCGAUGAACUGUGCCAGGUGGCAUGAAGAAGAUCCCUAUGAAAUGUACUGAGUAUCGGAAGAUGUUUAGUCCAGUGUAUAAAUAAAGACUUGGGGAAUAACCCUGAAUGAAAAUUAAACUGUUACAAAUAUGAUUUAUGGAAAAUGUAUUUUUAAAAUGUCUUUUGAUUUGAGAUUGUGAAUCUUAACAGUGGGAAAGGUGACCAAUACGUUUAUGGUUUGUAUGUUGAAUGGUAAGAUAUGGACAUGUUAUGUGUAUAUGCAACAGUGAAGGUUUGUAUUUUAUGAUUUAUGUAUUGUA